Molecule: messenger RNA, 5364 nt
Organism: Planococcus citri (citrus mealybug)
Lineage: Eukaryota; Metazoa; Arthropoda; Insecta; Hemiptera; Pseudococcidae
Gene: LanB2
Product: laminin subunit gamma-1
Exons: 28
Coding region: 387-5249 (1620 amino acids)
Biological process (GO): animal organ morphogenesis; substrate adhesion-dependent cell spreading; tissue development
Cellular component (GO): basement membrane
Source: RefSeq, a predicted model, not a curated record
GAUAUGUGUGCGAGCAGCCAAGUAGUAGUACUAGUGAUGCGAUAGUACACAUAGUUUAUCUAGGCUCCGGUCUCUCUAAUGCGGUAGUAUAUACAUCGUAAGCGCACGUUUACGUGUUUUGUCGGCUUCAUCGGCUCGAAGCUCGAAUGUACGACGGCGGUAUCGUAUACCAGUAGUCGACUCUUUAAUUGUGUACAGAUGUUCGAACCGCGCGUAUCGCUGCUGCUGCGAUUUUUCGGCGUAUUUUCAACCGAGAAAACAAAGUUAUGUAAUCGCGAUAAAUAGAAAUUCGAAUCCGCCGCGCCGGUCCGACUAUGUCGCUGUGAUAUGCGGAUAAAUCUCAAAGUGUCGCGGUUUCAUCGAUACAUACGCGGUUUUUAUUAAAAAUGUAUUUGUUUCAAGUGUUUAAAGUGUGGUGUUUGAUCUGUAUUUAUAGAACGGUUCGAGCUGAUAACGAAGUCGAAAGGGGAACUCCAUGUUAUAAUGAAGAAGGCAAAGCUCAAAGAUGUAUCCCCCAAUUCAUAAACGCCGCCUUUGGGUUACCCAUCGAAGCCACCAAUACCUGUGGCCAGAAUGGACCUGUCGAAUUCUGCGUGCAGACCAGUACGCAAGGUGCCAAACCCGGAUGCGAUUGGUGUUCCAGUAUCAGCGAACAUGAUCCUUCGUACAUGCUGACCGAUUACAGCGGUAAUAAGGAUAGCACGUGGUGGCAGUCGGAGACCAUGUUUGAAGGCAUUCAAGCGCCCAAUCAAGUCAAUUUAACGCUGCAUUUCGGCAAAGCGUUCGAUAUUACGUUCAUCCAUAUUGUGUUCAAAUCACUCAGACCUCAUAGUUUUGCUUUAUUCAAAAAAACCACCGAAGACGGGCCAUGGAUAGCUUUACAAUAUUACAGCGCAAAUUGUACAGAAAUGUACAGUUUACCAGAUUUGAAUUAUAUUCGAAGAGGAGAAGAUGAAACGAAGGCCUUUUGUACAUCAGAAUUUUCAGACGUGUCUCCAUUAACCAAUGGUGUUAUUCCAUUUGCCACGUUGGAGGGUAGACCGUCAGCGCCCGAAUAUGAUAUUAGGCCGGAAUUCUGGGAAUGGGUUUCAGCAACCGACAUCCGUAUCACCUUGGAUCGUUUGAACACCUUCGGAGACGAAAUCUUUAAAGAUCCAAAAGUACUGAAAUCGUACUUCUACGCCAUUUCAGAUCUAUCAGUCGGUGCCAGAUGCAAAUGUAACGGUCAUGCUAGCGAUUGUAUUAAAAGCGUUGGUCAAGGUAAUGCUGCUGCUCGAUUCACGUGUCGAUGUGAACACAACACUGCUGGACCUGACUGCAACGAGUGUCUUCCGUUUUACAACGACGCUCCUUGGCAACGUGCGUCUCAAGAAGAUGCUCACGAGUGUAAAGCUUGCAAUUGCAACGGGUUCUCCAGAAGGUGUUAUUUCGAUAAAGAUUUAUAUAAUUUGACCGGACACGGAGGACACUGCUUGGAAUGUUCGAGCAAUCGCGACGGGCCAAAUUGCGAACGAUGCAAAUUGAAUUACUUCCAACCUACCGGCGAAUUAGCCUGCUACCCUUGUAAUUGUAAUGAUAUAGGAUCGUGGAAUCUGCAGUGUAACAGCGAAGGUAAAUGUAGUUGCAAACCUGGAGUAACCGGCGAUAAAUGCGAUCGGUGUGAUUUGAAUUUCUACGACUUCGGUCCCAGUGGAUGUAAAGCGUGCGGUUGCAACAUAGCCGGUAGUUACCUAAAUCAAGCUUCUUGUGAUCCAUAUACGGGAAAGUGUGUAUGCAAAGAGAACGUCGAAGGAGAUCAAUGCUCUAAAUGUAAACCGGGAUAUUUCAACUUGGACGAGUCGAAUGAGUUCGGUUGUACUCCUUGUUUCUGUUUCGGGCAUUCUUCGAUUUGUCAAUCGACUCCUGGAUAUUCGAAAAUUACCCUUGAAAGCAACUUUAUUCGUGGAAAUGAAAAAUGGAAAGCUGAAUUCGUUGGCGGACACGGCGCCACUGUAAAUUACAACUCAUACGUGCAAGCUUUAGAGGUCGCUUCUCCCAGCACCGAACCUGUAUAUUUUGUGGCUUCUGAAAAAUUCUUGGGAGACCAGAGAGCAAGUUAUAAUCACGACCUGUCAUUCAAAUUGCGUAUAAAUGAUAACUCGGCUGUACCUUCGGUUGCCGAUAUUAUUCUGGAAGGCGCUGGUCGUACCGUCUCUAGGACAAUUUUUGGACAAGAUAACAAUUUACCUGGUACUUCUUUACAACUGUACAAAUUCAAACUGCACGAGAACCCGGAUUAUGGCUGGCAACCUCGUCUCUCUUCUCGAGAAUUCAUCACUCUGUUGUCCAACUUGACAGCCAUCAAGAUUAAAGGAACAUAUACGCCUCAGGGUGUUGGUUUCCUAGACGACGUCUCUCUAGAAAGCGCUCGUCGAGGAGCAGCCGGAACUCCAGCUCCUUGGGUCGAAACCUGUACCUGUCCCGAAAACUACGUGGGUCAAUUUUGCGAAUCCUGUGCACCUGGCACACGUCACGAGAUCAUAAGUGGAGGAGCUUUUUCAACCUGUGUUCCUUGCAAUUGUAACGAACACGCUAAAAUCUGCGACGCCGAUACUGGUCGAUGCAUUUGCGAGCACAACACAGCAGGCGAGAAUUGCGACAGGUGUGCUAGAGGAUUCUACGGCAAUGCUCUGGCUGGCACACCGUUCGAUUGCAAAGUUUGCCCUUGUCCGAAUCGUGGAGCUUGUACUGUAAUUGGAGACGACGAUACGAUCGUUUGUUUAGAAUGUCCUCAAGGAUAUGGAGGAUUGAAAUGCGAAGUAUGCAGCGAUGGAUAUUACGGUGAUCCUACCGGACAAAAUGGAGCAAUUAGAUUCUGCCAAGCUUGCGACUGUAACUCGAACGUAGAUCCUAAUGCUAUUGGAAAUUGUAACCGAACCAGCGGAGAAUGUGUGAAAUGUAUUCAUAAUACAGGAGGUUUCCAUUGCGAUCAGUGUCUUCCUGGAUUCUACGGAGACGCCUUAGCUCCUGGCAAAGGCAAUUGCAAACCGUGCCUAUGCAACCCGCUGGGUACACUGGAACUGGACAGUGGCGAAUUGAACUGCGACCAGUUGAAUGGUCAAUGUAAAUGCAAAUCUCACGUCAUCGGUACCAACUGCGACGAAUGCGAACCUGGUUACUUCGACUUGAACAGUGGACAAGGCUGCCAAUCGUGUAACUGUGAUCCGGUCGGUUCAUUGAACAACACGUGCGAUAUCCAUUCAGGACAAUGCCACUGUCGACCCGGAGUAACUGGCCUGAGAUGCGACAGCUGUCUAAUUUACCACUAUGGAUUCUCGACCGAAGGAUGUAAACCUUGCGAAUGUGAUACCAUCGGUUCGAAAUCUCUGCAAUGCGGUGCUAAUGGCCAAUGCCCGUGUUUAGAUAACGUCGAAGGUCGACGAUGUGAUCGAUGCAAAGAGAAUAAAUUCGAUCGUCAGAGAGAUUGUAUCGAUUGUCCACCGUGUUAUAAUCUAGUUCAAGAUGCUGUAAACAUUCAUCGAGCGAAUUUGAAAUCGCUGGAACAAACCAUAGUCAAUAUUUCUACCAGUGAAUCGAUUCCUAUUGAUAAAGAUUUCGAGGAUAGGCUAAAAACUGUCUACAAUAAGGUGGAGAAAUUAUCGGAUGAUGCUAAAAAAGCCACCGGAAAUAAUGAAGGUAAAGUGAUCAGUGGGAAAUUGAACGAAUUAUACAAGGAGCUCGAUGAAAUUUCCAGCGCUUCUAAAGAUAUCGCCAAUCUGACCAGUUUGGCUAAAAGUAUCGCCUCGCAAAGUGAAGGAAAUAUUAGCGCUGCUGAACAAAUCAUCGAUCAUGCUCAGAAGACUUUGGCGGGUGCUGAACAACUUUUGUACACGGAAGGAAGAUCUGCUUUAGCUAAAGCUGUCAAUAAAAGCACCGAAGUAGGAGUACAAAAUGAGCAAAUGAGUCAGAUUGCCCGUGAUGCACGACAACAUGUUCUGAAAUUGGAAGAGGAAGCCGAAAAACUGAAAGGAAUUGCCGAUUCAGCAGCCAAUAUCUCCAACGAAGCCUACAACAAAGCUGUAGAAGCGAUUCAAAAACAAAAAAAUAUAAGCACCGAAUUGCAAAUUCUCAAAUCUCGACUUGUAUUCACCGACGAAAAAUUGAAAUCGUUAACUUCUCAAAUUAACGAAACCGCUGAUCAAGUAAACGUCGCUUACAACGAAUCCCUGACGAUUUAUGGAGAUAUUUACGGUCUUUCUGUACCUACCGUCGAUGUUCCCAGUAUAAAGGCGAAUGCCGAGAACCUCACAAAAUUGGCGAAUGAGAACAAGCAGUCUUCUGAUAAAUUACUGGACGAUAAUAAAGAACUACUGACACAAGUAAAUAACGAAAUCGCCUCCGCUGAGACCCUUCUGCAAAGAAGCAACGACCAGCAGCAGAUCGCCGAUGAUCUAUUCGAUGACGCUUACAGUGCUCUGCAAAGAGCUGAGGAAGCAGUAAAGCUCGGAGAUAAAACUUUACAAGAGGCUGAGCAAACUUACACCACGUUGCAGGGAUUCAAUAAUUUCGUACAAGAGAAUAAAGAUAAAGCGAAAGCAGCCGUCGCUAAGAUACCAGAAAUUGAGAAAUUAACGAGAGAAGCGCAAGCAAAAAUCAAAAAAGCUGAGAAUACCGUCAAUCAAGCCGAGAAUGACGCUCAGAAUGCCAAAGCUACCGCCGAAGAUGCCGAAAGCAAAUACGCGAAACCAGCAUCGGAGGAAGCCCAAGAAAUCAAAAAAAGUGCCAAACAAACAUUAUCGGAUCAGGGCAAAUUAAUUCCAAAAAUAGACGAAAUUAAAAGCAGAGUAUCGGAAACCUCGAAUGAAAUAAAUAAUUUGAAACAACAGGCUUCCAAAGAUCAUAAUACCAUUUCCGAGGCAAAGGUGAAAGUCAGUCAAGCAAAGACUAAUGCCGCUGAAGUGAAAAAACAAGUCCAGAAAUCAGUCGACGAUAUUAACAAUAUCGUUAAAGAAUUAGCCAAUUUACCAGACAUAGACGAUUCUUCAUUGAACAAGUUGGCCGAAAAAUUGGUAAAUGUUGAAAAGAAAUUUAACGAGUCGAAUAUCGAUCAAGAGCUGCAAGUUAUUAAAAAAGCUCGCUAUGUUCAGGUGCAACAAGUGAAAUUAUAUCAAGAAGAAUUAGAAAGAUUACAAAAAGAAGUGGCCAAUUUGGAUGAAAUUCGAGCUGCAUUACCACAAGGUUGCUUCAAAAGGAAUACUUUGGAAGUUUAAUAGAUAAUUUUACUUGUUAAUAAUAUUUAAUUUAUGUGUGUGUUUCUUUUCGUGUAUGUGUAUUUAUUUAUGUAAUCAAACCAAAGACAGAAGUUCGUAGAACUGUCUUAUUGUA